Bombyx mandarina (wild silkworm) is the source of this 906-nucleotide messenger RNA. Its product is annotated as m-AAA protease-interacting protein 1, mitochondrial. Gene Ontology annotation, molecular function: ribosome binding. Gene Ontology annotation, biological process: protein insertion into mitochondrial inner membrane from matrix. The record is from RefSeq and is a predicted model, not a curated record. NCBI's taxonomy places the organism in Eukaryota, Metazoa, Arthropoda, Insecta, Lepidoptera, Bombycidae. Gene Ontology annotation, cellular component: mitochondrial inner membrane.
GUGAGAUUGUUUUGGUUUAAAGAAUACCUUUUUUAUUUAGAUUGAAUAAUAUUUUGAUAAUUAUUUGCGAAAUAUGAAUUUAGUAUUAAGGCAUGUUUUAACGAGGCAAUCGUUACGGCUAUGCGAUAAAAUCGCUUAUAAUAAUGUACCAAAACAAAUAGCAAUAACCUCAAAAUGUCCUAUUAUACAAUAUCGAAAAUAUUCCGAACAAGGAACAGAAACACGGAAGUUGCCUCAAUUGAUGGAAUUCCCGCCGAUAAUGUGGCCUUCAUUCAUAAAAUACGUAAAGAAUUGGAUGUUUUCAAAUUUUAUUAUAAGACCGUAUUUUGAUCAAGAAUUUAGUCUGAACGAGUUCAUUGAAGCUUCCAAACAUGCAGUUCAGAUUGUUUCAGGAGCACUACAAAACAGUGAUUUCAAAACUCUAGAGGGUCUGGUGGAUAAAGAUGCUAUUAAUGCACUAAAGACUGCUGUGUCUCAACUUUCUGUGUCCCAGCGGCAAUUGUUAGCCAUAGAAAAAGAAGAUAUAUUUUAUGCAUUUCCUUAUCAGGUUGGAGUAAUUUUUGAUGAUUCGGAUAAGCGUUGGGUUGAAAUCACAAUGUGUUAUCAUGUGUUAAGAGGACUGAAAAAUAUGAAGGAAAGCGGUGACAUGCCUCCAAUAACUUUAGGAGCUCAACCCCAGUACCAGGAUAACAUAUUCAUUUUGAACUACAGAUUUAUCAGAGAGUUCACAAAAGGAGUUGAAGACAGUUGGUGGGUUAACAUUGUUAAUCAUUUUCAGCCUCAUAUGCUUAUUAAGAAAAUGUAAAAAUCGUAUUAUAGACUGAUAACUGGAUUUUUAAAAAGAAAUACAAAAAUAAUUGUUGUUAUAAAAAAAGUUGUAUUUAAAUAAGAAUUAUAUUCUUGUCA